AUGAGCAACCCACCCGAAAAGAGCUGUUUGCUUUGCGAUGCACCCGACAGAGCGGAUCAAAACAUGGUACAGUGUGAUGAAUGCGGAUUUUGGGCUCAUUUCCGUUGUGCUGAAGUCGGAGAGGACAUAAAGGACAAACCAUGGAGCUGUUCGAAGUGUACCAACCGGUUGCAAGUACCGGAUGGAAAAGUUAAAAAGAAGUCCAAGAGGUCCGGCUCCAGAAGCGAUACCGGAUCGGUAAGAAGUUCAGUAUCAGCCUUGGUAUCAGCGAUAGAGGAACUGGUGAAGGAGCAAUCUGCUAGGGAGAAGGCGUUGGAUGAAGAACGAGCUGUGCGGGAAAAGCGUUUGGAAAUGGAGAGAGUCCUAACCGAGAAGAAAAUGAAGCAGGAAAGGGAAAUCCGGGAGAUGGAGCUACAGCAAGAGCGGGAACUGCAGGAAAUGCAGUUAAUGCAAGAGCGAACUAUUCUGGAAAGAAAGUUGGCAGCUGAAGAAGAGUUCCUGAAAAGACAGCAGGCGUUACGUGAGCAAUACCGUGUUGCAAAAUGCUCAUCUAAGCAGCAAGUCAAUGCGUUGACGGAAGAUGACGGUGCUAUUGGAGGUAUACCUGAAGACAAGCUGGUGUUCAAUAGAGGGAACGAGCAGAGAAAAUCCCACGUCGUGAUGUCUUCCGGCGGCAAUAAAGUGGAGCAGUGGUUGAAAGAGUCAGCACAUGUUCAGGAUUAUAGAGGAGCGUUUCCCAAAGUGUCAGCGGUUCAGCAAAACAAGAAGCUGGGAAAGAAAAGGCUGUCGAAGUUGGAGCGGAUGAAGGCUUUGCUAGAAGAAGACUCCAAUGAAGAAACCGAAAGCGAAACAGAGGAAGAAGAAUCAAUCGAGGCAGCGGACGAGGAACGAACCUUGGGGGAUAACCAGUUCAGCAAACAACAAAAUCGGAUAAGCGAGCGAGAACAUGGUCAACAAACGGGCGUUCCGUGGAAUAGAAUGCCAGACGGGCCGGGGUUCCAGGAUUCCCCUGCUGAUAGGAUGAUUAACGAACGUAAUCGCAGAGCUGAAAUAUCUGGGCGUGCUCCAGCAUAUCAGAUGGACAGCAGAUACGGCAGAAGAAUCAGCGAGCCAAACCAGUAUUGCACUUCUGGCCAGCAACAGCGCGUUCGCCCAGUGGAUCACGGAGAGGUUGAGCAAUGGCAACGGCUGACUCCGGAACAAAUGGCAGCUCGUCAGUUCAUGGCCAAACAACUACCGAUAUUUAGAGGUGAACCAGAGGUUUGGCCCUUGUUCAUUAGUAGCUUUGAGAACACUACUAAUGCUUGCGGAUUCUCUAACCUAGACAACUUGAAAAGGUUACAAGAUUGUCUGCAAGGCGAAGCUCUGGAAGCUGUCCGAAGCCGUUUGGUACUACCAGAGGCCGUGCCAGGCAUCAUCAAUGACCUCCGCAAUUUAUUUGGGAAACCAGAAAAGCUGCUAAAGACUCUGCUAACGAAGGUGCGAAGGGCACCUGCUCCAAAGGCGGAUCGCCUCGAAACUUUCAUCCAUUUUGGUAUAAUCGUGAAACAACUAUGUGACCACCUGGAGGCAGCCGGUCUGACAGAUCAUCUGAACAAUCCCAUGUUGGUCCAGGAACUAGUGGAAAAACUUCCACCCCACUACAAACUGGACUGGGUGCGCUUCAAAAGAUAUAGUCGGGGCAGUCCGCUGCGAAUGUUCACCGAUUUCAUCGACGAUGUGGUCUCGGAUGUGUCGGAAGUAGCGGAUUUUUCUAUGAUGGCUCCUCACGAACAAGUGCACCAAAAGAACCGAAACGAGAAAAGGAGGGAGUACGUUCACGUACACAAUGCGCCGUCUAGAGUUGAAUCAUCCGUGGUUAGUAAAGUUUCGAAGCCUUGCUGGGUGUGCAAAAGAUCAGACCAUAAGGUAAGGUUUUGCGAUGACUUUAAGAAGUUGCCUGCUACUGAGCGGUUUAAGUUGGUGGAAAAACUAAAAUUGUGUAUGCUGUGCCUGAAUAGUCAUGGUAAGAGUAGAUGCAACUUUAAGCUACGCUGCAACGUCAAUGACUGUCAGGAAUAUCAUCAUCCGUUAUUGCAUCGUACCAAGGAAGUUGUCCAAGUGAUCGAGAACUGUAGUGCUCAGAGUCAUGUGAACAGAUCUGUUAUCUUUCGCAUGGUGCCCGUGACACUGUCAGUUGGAGACCUAUCAAUAAACACUCUGGCAUUCCUAGACGAAGGAUCUUCGGUGACGUUGAUAGAAGACAUUGUUACAAACCAGUUGCAAGUGAGAGGGGUGCCGGAACCGCUAACCGUGACAUGGACCGGAAAUAUGAAAAGGUACGAGGACGAAUCCAGGCGAGUAAACGUAAUGUUGGCAGCGAGGGGAUCCGACGAGAAGUUUCUGUUGCAAGGCGCCCACACGGUUUCUGGAUUGGUUCUCCCAAAGCAGGAUGUGUGCCUUCAAGAAAUAAAAAGGCGCUUUUCACACUUGAAAGAUUUGCCAGUGGCCGAGCUAGGAUACGAGGAACCGAAAACCAUGCUUGGUUUAGACAACCUGCACAUAUUUGCACCACUAGAAUCGAGAGUCGGUCAACCGGGUGAACCGAUUGGAGUUAAGACGAAAUUAGGGUGGACCGUUUACGGUCCCUUGAGGCAAAAACGUUCGACAGUUGUGCAAGUACACUUCCACGCAAUUAACCAGGUGUCCAAUCAAGAACUACACGAUGUCAUCCGCACUCAAUACGCUAUUGAGGAGGCUGGGGUUUCACCCUCAAAUGUUCUUGAAUCAAGUGAAAAUCGCCGGGCACAGGAGAUCCUACGGACAACCACUAUUCGGAUUGGCGACCAGUUCGAGACAGGUUUGCUUUGGCGAACCGACGAAAGAAGGUUUCCCGACAGCUACGGUAUGGCGAAACGAAGAUUGCUGGCUUUAGAACGAAAGUUGGCGAAAAAUCCGCAGAUGCAAGAAGCCGUCCGUCUGCAGAUUGAAGAUUACCAAAUGAAGCAAUACGCACACAUUGCAACUGAAGACGAAUUAGGGGUGCCCAAUCCAUCGGAAGUAUGGUAUCUUCCACUUAACGUAGUACAGCAUCCUCACAAGCCUGAUAAGCUGCGCCUUGUGUGGGAUGCAGCAGCAACCGUUCAAGGUAUCUCGCUAAAUACGGAGCUGUUAAAAGGGCCGGACAUGUUGUCGUCUCUCUCGUCCGUUCUAAGCUGCUUCCGUGAACGUCGAGUUGGGUUUGGUGGUGACAUAAAAGAAAUGUACCACCAACUGAAGAUAAGGAAGGAAGACCGACAGGCGCAGCGUUUUUUAUACCGCUCCAACCCAGAUGAUCCAGAGCCAAGGAUAUACGUGAUGGACGUUGCGACCUUCGGAUCAACUUGCUCACCGUGUUCCGCUCAAUUCAUAAAGAAUUUAAACGCGGAAGAAUAUGCCAACCAGUUCCCGAACGCAGCCUCCGCUAUUACAAAGCGCCACUAUGUGGAUGAUUACUAUGAUAGCGUUGAUUCCGUGUCUGAAGCAGUAAAGCUGGCCAGCGAGGUAAAACUUGUUCAUUCCAAAGGUGGAUUCCACAUAAGAAACUGGGUAAGCAACUCGUCAACCUUCCUUGAACAGAUGGGUGAGGAAAGUUUCACAUCUACCGUCCACCUGAAGGACAAGACAGCGGGGGCGGAUCGUGUCCUAGGAAUAAUUUGGGAUACUCAAAGCGACUGUUUCUUGUUCGCUACUCCUUCCUGUACAAACGAAGAACAUCCGACGAAACGUGGAAUCCUCAGCCGUAUCAUGUCAAUGUUUGACCCGAUUGGACUAUUGUCGCCGUUCACCGUGCUUGGUAAAAUGCUGGUACAAGAUUUGUGGAGGACCGGAUGCGAUUGGGAUACACCGAUUGACGAAGAAUCUCUUAGGAAGUGGAACGAUUGGUCCCAGCAAAUGACGAAAAUUCACGAAUUGAGAAUCCCGAGGGCCUAUUUCGGUGAUGCUACCAGUGAUCAACUAUGCAACGUUCAACUACACGUAUUCACCGAUGCUAGUGAGGCUGCUUACGGUUCCGUCGCUUACUUUCGCGCAGUAGUUGACGGGGAGGUUCGGUGUGCAUUAGUUAUGAGCCGAACGAAGGUAGCGCCGCUCAAACAAUUGACGAUACCACGACUGGAACUUCAAGCUGCCGUUAUGGGUGCUAGACUAGCGAAGACGGUGUGCGACAACCACAGGAUCGUUCCUGGACAAGUAUUUUUCUGGUGUGAUUCACGAACUGUUCUCUCCUGGAUACGCUCUGAUCAACGCCGGUAUAAGCCGUACGUAGGUUUUCGCAUUGGAGAGAUUUUGGAUCUAACCAGAUUAACGGACUGGCGGUGGGUUCCUACCAAGCAUAAUGUGGCCGAUAAGCUGACCAAAAGAUGCCGAGAAUGGAGUUUCGAUAAAGGAAGUGCCUGGCUGAACGGUCCAAGUUUCCUAUACCGGGACGAAGCAGAGUGGCCGCGUCAACCAAUGCUGCCAGCAAACAUAGAAGAGGAAGUUAGAGCGGUCCACUUGUUCCACGACGUUACCGUGCUACAGCCUCUUGUGGAUGUUAGGCGAAUUUCGAAAUGGAAUGUGCUGGUGCGCACCAUUGCUUGCGUGUAUAGAUUCGUGACAAAUUGCAGAAAUGUGAAGAAUGGACUGCCUAUUGAAUCGUUGAAACCGACCCCAAGACAGGAACGGUUGUUGCGACAUCGAGGAUCACCGGCUGCAGUUCGAGUGCCACUAAAGCAGGAAGAGUAUCGAAAGGCGGAGUGUUUGCUGGUCAAAAUGGCUCAAGCUGAAGCGUAUGCGGAUGAGGUGAAGGUGCUGCUGAAAAACCAACAACGACCUGUGGAUCAGUGGUACCCGUUAGAACGAUCAAGCCCGUUGUACAAACUUACUCCGUUGAUCGACAGUGAUGGGCUCAUUCGCAUGGAAGGAAGAGCUAAAGAUGCUGAACUUUUGCCCUUUGAUUUACGCUUUCCUGUCAUUCUUCCGAAGGAACAUGAGGUAACCAAAAGAAUAAUUCAACAUUAUCACGAGAGAUUUGGACAUGCUUUUCGUGAAACUGUGAAGAACGAACUACGGCAACGAUAUUAUGUGGAGAACCUGAACGCAGCUGUAAAGAAAUCAUCAUCCGCUUGUAUGUGGUGCAGAGUAAACCGAAAUCGACCAAGUAUUCCCAGAAUGGCACCGUUGCCCGUAGAAAGACUUUCUCCUUACCAACAUCCAUUCAGCUUCGUUGGGGUCGACUAUUUUGGACCAGUUGACGUGGUAGUCGGUCGCGGUCAUCAGAAAAGAUGGAUCGUCCUAUUUACUUGUUUGGUGAUUCGCGCAGUUCACCUGGAAGUUGCACACGAUUUGUCCGCAGCUUCAUGCCUAAUGGCUAUUAGGAGAUUUGUGUGCCGCCGAGGACCUCCGCUAGAAUUCAUAUCCGACAAUGGUACCAACUUAAAAGCAGCCAGCAAGGAGAUUCAAGUGAAGAUUCGUGCCAUAGAGGAAGAAUGUGCUGAUGCGGUAACCGAUGCGCGUACCAAAUGGCGAUUCAUACCUCCUGCCACCCCUCAUAUGGGAGGUUCGUGGGAGCGCCUCGUCAGAACAGUGAAAGGGGCCUUAAUGUCAUUGGACGACGGAAGGUCUUUAACGGACGAAGUUUUGAAAACGACGAUAGUGGAAGCCGAAGAUUUGGUGAACUCUCGUCCGUUGACUUACGUAUCUGAAGAAUCGACAGAAUCGCUAAGUCCUAAUCAUUUUUUGAAGGGUGUAUCUUCCAUUGAACCGUUUUUGGUUCCACCUGUUCCACAAUCUGGAGAGGCUCUUCGCAACGCUUACCAUCGAUCGCAAAAAUUAGCAGAAGAGUUGUGGAAACGCUGGAUCGCAGAAUAUGUGCCUACAAUAAACAAACGUGGCAAGUGGUUCAACGAAACGAGACAGUUGAAGACAGGUGAUGUUGUCUACGUGGUUGAUGGAAACAACCGGAAACUAUGGGUUCGAGGAAUAGUGGAGGAGCCAAUCGUGUCCAAGGACGGCAGAAUACGGCAGGCCUGGGUUCGAACCAACAGCGGAGUUUACAGAAGGUCAACAGCCAAGCUAGCGGUUUUGGAAAUUGAAGGCGGUAACGCUGGACCCGAUGCAGAGACCGGACCAGGUUUACGGGCCGGGGAUUUGUUGGAAACAACACCGCUGGCAACAUUGUCCUGUUCAAAUGUGACUGAUGAGGUUUGA
Aedes albopictus (Asian tiger mosquito) is the source of this 6207-nucleotide messenger RNA. RefSeq lists its product as uncharacterized. The record is from RefSeq and is a predicted model, not a curated record. Lineage: Eukaryota; Metazoa; Arthropoda; Insecta; Diptera; Culicidae. Gene Ontology annotation, biological process: DNA integration. The coding region runs from base 1 to 6207 and encodes 2068 amino acids. The transcript has a single exon. Gene Ontology annotation, molecular function: nucleic acid binding.